CCCACCUAAGCGACUCCAUCACCUCCUUCUGCUAUGGAGAGAGAGAUCCCCGUCCUGCGAGUUAGGUCCCAAUUAAUGGAUUCUGACAUGGAUUAUGAGAGGCCAAACGUAGAAACCAUCAAGUGUGUCGUGGUGGGGGACAACGCCGUGGGCAAGACCAGGCUCAUCUGUGCCCGCGCCUGCAACGCCACCCUGACCCAGUACCAGCUGCUCGCCACACACGUGCCCACAGUGUGGGCCAUCGACCAGUACCGAGUCUGCCAGGAGGUGCUGGAGCGCUCCCGGGAUGUGGUAGAUGAUGUCAGUGUGUCCUUGAGGCUCUGGGACACCUUUGGUGACCACCACAAGGACAGACGCUUCGCCUAUGGCAGGUCUGACGUGGUGGUUUUGUGCUUCUCCAUCGCCAACCCCAACUCCCUGCACCAUGUGAAGACCAUGUGGUACCCAGAGAUCAAACACUUCUGUCCCCGUGCCCCUGUCAUCCUGGUGGGCUGCCAGCUCGACCUGCGCUACGCCGACCUGGAGGCUGUCAACCGGGCACGGCGACCCCUGGCCAGGCCAAUCAAACCCAACGAGAUCCUUCCCCCGGAGAAGGGGAGGGAGGUGGCCAAGGAGCUGGGCAUCCCCUACUACGAGACCAGCGUGGUGGCGCAGUUCGGCAUCAAGGACGUCUUCGACAACGCCAUCCGCGCCGCCCUCAUCUCCCGCCGCCACCUGCAGUUCUGGAAGUCUCACCUGCGCAACGUCCAGCGGCCUCUCCUCCAAGCCCCCUUCCUCCCUCCCAGGCCCCCUCCGCCCAUCAUCAUCGUCCCGGACCCCCCCUCCAACAACGAGGAGCGCCCGGCCCACCUCUUGGAGGACCCCCUGUGCGCGGACGUCAUCCUGGUGCUGCAAGAGAGGAUCAAAAUCUACGCGCACAAGAUCUACCUCUCCACCUCCUCCUCCAAGUUCUACGACCUGUUCCUCAUGGACCUCAGCGAGGAGGACCCGCAGGGCGCCCCGGGGCGGGGCUUCGGGGGGGCCCUCCCGGCCGCCGCCGCCGACAGGGCGCUGCCCCAGGAGGAGAGGCACCACGGGAGGGAUUUCCUCCUCCGAGCUGCCAGCUUCGAUAUCUGCGAGAGCAGUGAGGAGGCCGGGGCCGGGCAGCGCCCCGCGUGCCUUAGAGCCUCCACCAGCGACGGCAUCCUGCGGGGCGACCGCUACGGCAACGGGCAGGGAGGGCUGCGGCGGGGCAGGGACCUCUCCUCCUGGAGCAGGGCUUUCGCCAGCAUCCAGGAGGAGAUGGCCGAAGAUCCUUUGACCUACAAGUCCAAGCCGAUGGUGGUGGUGAAGAUGGAUGCCUCCAUCCAGCCGGGGCCCUUCCGGGCCGUGCUGAAGUACCUGUACACGGGGGAGCUGGACGAGAACGAGAGGGACCUGAUGCACAUCGCCCACAUCGCCGAGCUGCUGGAGGUCUUCGACCUCCGCAUGAUGGUGGCCAACAUCCUCAACAACGAGGCGUUCAUGAACCAGGAGAUCACCAAAGCCUUCCACGUCCGCAGGACCAACCGGGUGAAGGAGUGCCUGGCCAAGGGCACCUUCUCGGAUGUCACCUUCGUGCUGGAUGAUGGUGCUAUCAGUGCCCACAAGCCCCUGCUCAUCUCCAGCUGUGACUGGAUGGCCGCGAUGUUUGGCGGCCCCUUCGUGGAGAGCUCCACCAACGAGGUGGCCCUUCCCUACACCAGCAAGAGCUGCAUGCGGGCGGUGCUGGAGUACCUCUACACCGGGCAGUUCAGCUCCAGCCCCGACCUGGACGACAUGAAGCUCAUCAUCCUCGCCAACCGCCUCUGCCUGCCACACCUGGUGGCUCUCACUGAGCAGUACACAGUCACUGGCCUGAUGGAGGCGGCCCAGAUGAUGGUGGACAUCGAUGGGGACGUGCUGGUGUUCUUGGAGCUGGCUCAGUUCCACUGCGCCUACCAGCUGGCCGACUGGUGCCUGCACCACAUCUGCACCAACUACAACAACGUCUGCCGCAAGUUCCCCCGCGACAUGAAGGCCAUGUCGGGAGAGAACCAGGAGUACUUCGAGAAGCACCGCUGGCCGCCGGUGUGGUACCUGAAGGAGGAGGAUCACUACCAGCGGGCGAAGAAGGAGCGGGAGAAGGAAGACUACCUCCACCUCAAACGGCAGCCCAAGAGGCGAUGGCUCUUCUGGAAUGCCUCCUCCUCCCCUUCUUCCUCUCCUUCCUCGUCGGCAGCCACAGCCUCCUCUUCUUCCUCCUCUUCCUCCUCCUCGGCUGUGGUUUGAGCGCCCGUCCUUGCCCUGGCUCCAGCAUCCCUGGGAGGAGAUGGGGAGGAGGAGGAGGAGGAGGAAGGGUGGGGUGACCUGCCCCAGCGCCAGGUGUAGAGUGAACGCCACCGGCCCGAAGCCCCGGAGGAGAGAAGCUGGUGGCAGCAGGGGCUUGUCCCUGCGCAGGGGCUCGGGGCCGAGUUGCCAGCCCCCGGCACCGCUGGAGCUCCGCUUUCCCCAUGCCCGUGGCUGCCAGCAGGGACCCAAGGAGCAGGAGAAACUCAGCGUUUACAGGAGCCCGAGGGCUGUCUCCUGCUUUUCUUUUUGCCUUCGUUGUGUUUGGAUGUCAGCAGCAGGAGCAGGAGGAAGGAAGAAGAAGCAACCCGUCCCACUUGCACUCCAGUUUGUCGCCCGGAGCCGCGGGAUGGGGUUGGUUUGCCUGGUAGCAUCUCGCCACCCUGGGCAACCAGAGCUGCUCUGGGGGUCCUGCCACCCCCUUCGACUUGCAGCAGGGGCAGGCAAGGUGCAGGGGGACCCAGCCUGGGUCCCCCAAACGCCUCCAGGCACUGCAGCUUCCCUCCUUCUACUCACAAGUGGGGGUCUGUCCUAGCUUGGGGAGCAGGAGGGGGCAGGAGCCCUCUCCUCCCUUGCCUCUUAACUUCUCAUUUUUGUUUAAAA
Dryobates pubescens (Downy woodpecker) is the source of this 2949-nucleotide messenger RNA. It is a transcript of the gene RHOBTB2, whose product is annotated as Rho related BTB domain containing 2. Gene Ontology annotation, biological process: regulation of proteolysis; proteasome-mediated ubiquitin-dependent protein catabolic process; small GTPase-mediated signal transduction. The record is from RefSeq and is a predicted model, not a curated record. The transcript has 10 exons. Gene Ontology annotation, molecular function: GTP binding; GTPase activity; ubiquitin protein ligase binding. Lineage: Eukaryota; Metazoa; Chordata; Aves; Piciformes; Picidae. Gene Ontology annotation, cellular component: cytoplasm. The coding region runs from base 34 to 2289 and encodes 751 amino acids.